AUGCCUGCAGUAACAAUCCCCCCGCCGGUGGUGGUCUUCGAAUGCCGGUGUGAGCAGACCGUGGUUGGUCAGCAGGUGUAUGUAAUCGGUUCUUGCGAGGAGUUGGGUUGUUGGGGCAUCGACCUUGCCGUGCCGUUGAGCACAUCUUCGCAGCAGUUUCCUCGAUGGUUAUCUUGCGCAUUUGAAUUGCAAACAGUGGAUCCUGGUACGUCAAUUGAGUUCAAGUUUCUGAUCAAGAACGCGGACGGUAGUUUGGUGUUGUGGGAGAGUGGAGCGAACCGGAGUUUCCGAUGCCCGGAUGCGGGACACUUGGCUCGUGUGAAGGGGGUAUUCGAUCGUUGUCCUACGGUGAACAUUUCUAUCACUGUGGCCUCUGCGACUGGUGCCACAGCUGCCGUUGCAACGCCCGAACCGGGAAGUGGGGCCACGACAACAACACCUCCCGCACCAGCCGCAAUGGCCGGCUGUGCUCGUAAAGUGCCCUACCUACCACCCCAGGAUGUGUUGACGGCACUCGCCGAAUAUCGCACCCAGAGUGUCGUGGAACUCAUCUCAACCACACACGGAAACACCAAGUCAUUACGCGAACGUCUUGAAUUCAUCGCCAAUGUGGUCACAUCGAGACCCGCUUCAGCUGUGGAAAUGUUGCGCACACUUGCACUUCUCUCACUCUACUGGGAAUGGGUCGCUACACGAGUCUUAUUUUGUGGUGAGGAUGGUCGUCAUUUCCGACCAAAUCAUGUGGCGCAAUCAUCCAAGGAAAUAUUCGAUGCACUCGUUGCCUAUCUGGAUCCCGCGGGUAAGGGAGACGCCCACAAGGGCGAUACACAUUCUUGGGCACUUGACGUUACCGAGAUGGUCGCUCGUCGACUCAUGAAACUGCUACCCUCCUUCGAUGCAAAAUUCACCGCUACCGUUCCCAUGACCCGUAUCCGAGACAUCGCGCACCGUAACGACAUCCCUAGCGACGUUAAGACCGAGAUCAAAACGACUCUUCAGAACAAACUGCACCGCUGUGCUUCGCCUCAGGAUCUUGUCACCUGCCGCUCACUCCUGGACAAGUAUCGCGCGCAAAACCUGAACCCAGACUUCUUAUCGGAAUUCACGGCUUUCGAGUCCGAGCUGACACAAUUCUUCAACCAGCAGUCGUACCGAGAACGGUUAGACGCCGUGCGAGACGUGCUAAACAGCAAUGCAGUGGAUACAUUUUUGAAGAAGAUCGCGGAGAGCGCAUUCGAGAGCUGCGAAGCCGUUUACGGCUACAACGCGGAGGGUGUGUUGACCAAGCUGAUGAAUGCACUGGCCGCAGGUGUGGCACUGCGCUCUCAACUGUAUGCCGUCAAGGACGCACAGCAAGUACGGGUUGCCGAUGUCGAGACAGAGGACACCUUGACGCAACUGCUGUGCCGCACAGCAAAUGUAGUGGAAGAGAAAGCGCCGUGUCUGGCGAGUGAUGUGUUAGCACGGACUCUGGUGCGGGUGUUGCGUAUUUGCCUCGACAGCAUGGCCUUAAGCGGAGUAGUACGGCCUUUGAGUUUGUUGUUAAGCGAGGAGUGCGGUACUAUUCUGGAAUGUUCGGAGCCGAUGUUGAACCUGGCAUGCGAGAGUCUUGGACAGCGUGUGGCGAGGAUCUGCACGACGUUUAGUGAGUUGGUUUCAGCCACAUAUGACUCCGAGUCGACUCAGACAUUGGCGCGCAAUCUGGGCGUCCAGACUGCGACUAGUGCGUUGGUGGCUGAGUCGUUUAUUCGGGAGAGCUUCCUGUUCCAGGUCUCUAGAGUUGCGAGCGUGCUUUGUGCUACUACCCAGACCACUCAGCACACUGUCGUGUGCGCAGGUUCAGAACCCAAUGUCCGAGGUCGCUUGGUAUCCUGCAAAGGGUUCGAGGAGGCGGCGCCGCUGCUUUCGUCGGGGGACGUCGGGGUUAUUGUUGCCGUGGAGCAUCUCACCGGCGAUGAAGACGUCACCACUUAUCCCGGACUCGCCGGAAUCGUUGCCAAACACGAAGUGCCACUGCUCUCCCAUAUCGGUGUCCGUGCGCGCCAGAGAAGACUGCCUUUUGUCUGUAUAGUUUCACCCACGUUCAAUUGGAGCGCAUUUGUGCAGAAGUUUGAGAAUAGCAACAUCGUGUUCACUCCCGAGGCUGCGACGGGAGCACUGGUCACCAAAGCGGAGUCGGCCGCAACCAGCCCGGCCCCCGCGAGUAAGCCCGCGCCCCCUGGGCGCGCGGUGGUGCUCCCGCUGGACGCGGAGGCCCCCUGUCUGUCUGAAUCCUCGAGUAAUGCGGGUUCGCCCAAAUUCCGGAGACGGCGCACACGUGUGUGCAAGGGGCCUGGACCUACCCGGUUUGCGUCUGCGCUGACCGUUUUGGCCGGAAAGGACAUCCGGGCUGAGAGCUGUGGCUCUAAAGCGGCCGUGUGCGCCCAGCUGCACGAAUUACUCGAGGGCACGCACCUGAAGGCCCCGCCCUGCCUCGCGCUCCCCUUCGGCUCAAUCGACGCUGCCUUCCGCUCCGCCGUAAAUCAGGACGCAUUUUCGCGCUACGACGCUCUACGCAAACGUCUGACCAGCUCCAGCGACGCCGAACUACCCGAACUCUGUGCCAGCACGCAACGCCUCGUCAUGGACCUCGCACUUAGCCGAGAAGUCGUUGUCAAGUUCAGAGACGCCGUCGCGCUCGCGUUUCUCGCCAACGACGUCGCCCUCCUGGAGUCCCAGCGCCUCGCCCUCUACGUUCGCUCCUCCUCCUCCGUGGAAGACAAUUCGGAAGACGCCGCUGCCGGCGUCUACGAAAGCGUCACUACCACCGUCACUUGGUCUCUCCCCUCCGGUACAACCGCCGCGGCUGUUGGGACCGGUGCAGGACUGCCUGCUAAUGGAACUGGGGCGGGACACACAGCCCCCGGACAGGCGACGUCGGGACAUGCAGCCUUUGUGGCGACGCUACAUAUCACCGAGCUCUGGCUCGCCGUUAAACAAGUCUGGGCCUCGCUGUACGCCGUGCGGGCAGUUCGCGCCCGUCGUGGACACGAAGACGCUGGCGAUAUGGGAGUCCUCAUUCAGCCUGUUGUUAAUGCGGACUGGUCCUUCUAUGCCUACACUCGCGCUCCCGCAUCGCUCCAUCGUGCGCCCGGUUGCUGUUAUAUCGAACUCGUCAAGGGCUUAGGCGAGAGUCUCGCCGGCGGAGGUCGCUCUGUCGGCGGCGGUCGAGGGUUCCGACUACUCGUCUCCCCCCAAACCAAAAUGGUCGACCUCUGCGGCGUCUGGUCCAUGUGGGGCGCCGUCCAGGCAGACAUCACGCCUUGCUUCGAUGCACUUACUGAAGAAGAACUGCGACCGGACUAUUGGAAAAACCUCGGCAUACGACUGGCAGAUAUACACCUACUCGAAACACUCCUCCAACGACCACAAGAUGUUGAAGGCUGUGUCGUCAAUGGACGCGACCUAUUUAUCGUUCAAAGCAGACCCCAAACCGACUGA
Gregarina niphandrodes is the source of this 3480-nucleotide messenger RNA. Its product is annotated as putative phosphoglucan, water dikinase. NCBI's taxonomy places the organism in Eukaryota, Apicomplexa, Conoidasida, Eugregarinorida, Gregarinidae. The record is from RefSeq and is a predicted model, not a curated record. Gene Ontology annotation, molecular function: ATP binding; kinase activity; starch binding. The transcript has 3 exons. Bases 1 to 3480 code for a protein of 1159 amino acids. Gene Ontology annotation, biological process: phosphorylation.